Molecule: messenger RNA, 951 nt
Organism: Funneliformis mosseae
Lineage: Eukaryota; Fungi; Glomeromycota; Glomeromycetes; Glomerales; Glomeraceae
Source: the annotation of a GenBank genome assembly
AUGGCAGUUCAUCCCAUUUCACAAACCGCGGCACAUUUUUUACACCGAUCGAAAAAGUUGGUGUCUAAACUAAACAAGAGGCAGGGUGAAACAUAUCUAUUUGGACGUGCUGGGGAACCUAAAGAUGAAAAGAAAGCUUUCGAAUUUUUCCAACGUGCUGCCUCGUUAAAACAUCCGGAAUCUCAAGGGGUAAUGGCAUUCUGUUAUGAAUUUGGUUUGGGAAUUGAAAAGGACUUUAAACAAGCCGAAUUACAUUACAUCCCUGCUGCCGAACUUGGGAAUGGUUUGGCGCAAGCUAGGCUUGCAUUUUUAAGGAAAUAUGGACGUCCUUCGGUCCAUAUUGACCGUGCAGAAGCAGAAAUGUGGCAGCAAAAAGUUAAAGACCAAGGAAAAACGGCCAUCGCUUGGCUAUUUUACGCAGCAUGUAAAGAAAAUCAUCCCGCUGCCCAGUAUUCAUUAGGAGUAUGUUACCAUGAUGGUGUGGGUGUAGAAAAAAACGAAUCAGAAGCUUUUAAAUGGUACAAAAAGUCAGCAGAACAGGGUCACCCACGUGGUCAAGGAAUUUUAGGAUUUUGUUACGGUGAAGGGUUUGGAGUACAGAAAGAUGAGGUUGAAGCAAUGAAAUGUCAUGCACCGGCCCAAUUAAGCCUUGGAUAUUGUUUCCGUAAUGGAAUUGGAGUAGAAAAAGACGAACAAGAGGCCGUCAAAUGGUUUACUUUUGCAGCACAACAAGAUCACCUUACAGCCAUGUAUCAUCUUGCUAAUGCUCUUGAGAAAGGAAUUGGUUGCGAUGCUAAUCUUGAAGGGGCAACACAUUGGUUUGAAAGAGCAGCAAGCUCAGGUUGUAGAACGAGUUGUGAAAGGUUGAAGAGAUUAUUAGUUAAAGAAUGUUUAGGUCAGGAAGCAAGUGGGAAUAUUUAUUUAUCUGGGUAUUAUGCCGCCGCUGCCUAA